AUGUCGAUUGUGACCGACCAAGUUCGGCGCGUCGACGCCCAGAUAGACCGUAUCCUUCUGAAUCCCCUGGUUGAUACGGAAGAUGCUGUUGAGGAGCAGGAUGACGGUAGCACCGAGAUCGGCGCCCGCAGCACAGCCGCGGCCGACCUCUCAUCCCCGAGGGUGAACGAUCUACUGCGCAUCGUGAAGCGACUCUCAACAACAUCUACUAUCAUACUGCCUGCUGCGAGCAUCACCGGGCUUCUUCACCAGUCCGGCCUCGCUACUGCCGAUGAGCGUCCAGACGUUCUCGAGGCCAAGAGCCAGUACGAGUACGAGGUCGAGUGGCUACUCGUCAGCAAGGCCACCACACAGACCUAUGGAUUGAUUUUAAACACCUUCCUGGACCAGAUCAUCCCUCUCAGUCAUGACAUCUGGUACUGGGACCAGGUUCUAGGGUCGUAUACUUACAGCAGUCUCUACGCUGCUCAGACGUCGCCCAUGCGCUGGUGGACAUGGGGCAAGGACGUCUAUCAGGAAAGCAGAAUACGUUCAACCUUUUUGCGGCGUGCCAGCUUGUUCAGCAGGUCACCACAGUCGGACAACGACGGUUUGGCCCAGCGAUGGGCCCGGUUUUAUUCCAUCGUGCGAGAGACCGUGAUGGAGCGGUCCCUCAAAGAUGUGCAACGCAAAAUGUUCUCUACGGUAUCCUUGUGCCGAUCCGAAGCCAAGCAGAAGCAGCUACAACUCAAGAGGCUGCGCGAAAUGACGGCGACCGGGUUGGGCGUCUUGGUGGAUGAAGGUCUUAACUUUGAAAUCGACGACGAAAAGAGCGACGUCCGCGACCACAGCGCCGAGUUACGAGGUGUCGUGGAGCGAAGCGUCGCCCUUAUGGACCUGGUACUCCGAGAUGCAUCGAACCUGGAACAUCGCGUGUCAGAGUUCGAGGACAAGGUUUUCGCCGGAAUCGAGGAGGACCCUGAUUUGUCGAUUCAUGCCGAUGAGAUGGUCAACAAACCUGCCAUCGUGGCAAGGAGGCUGCUCUCUAUCUUGGAGGACCGCAUUCCGGGACACGUUGUAGAGACGAACAAGAUCGUGGCCGCCAACGGCCGUCCGUCACGACUCGUCAGGUACUGGCUCCCCAUGGGCCUGCUCUUGGUAUCAUCCUCCACGCUCCUCCGCAUUCUGGCCAACCGCAAAGCCGACAUCAUCGACUGGAUCCGAGACCUCGGCGUAACAACGCGAGACUUCUGGUUCAACUGGGUAGUCGAGCCGGUGCGCAAGGUAGUUGGCACGAUUCGACAUGAUUCCCAAUCCGAGAUCGCCAUCAUGAGCCGCGACAGCUUGAAGGCCGACCGCGAGAGCCUGGAGCGGAUGGUGGUGGACUUCGCGGUCGACAAGCCCAGCCUUGCGGAAUCCUCUUCCCCCCUCACCGAGACGCAGAUUGCCGAGAUCCGCGACAAGGUCAAGGAGGGCGAUGUUACUCCCGUCCUCAAAGCGUACGAGAGAGACCUCCGGAAGCCCUUUGUCGGGGCUGUGAAGGGCGACCUGGUCAGGAGCCUCCUGAUCCAGGUGCAGAAGACCAAGGUCGACCUCGAGGUGGCUAUCAGCGGGAUCGACGCCCUGCUCAAGUCGCAGGAGCUGGUCUUUGGGUUCGUGGGCCUCACGCCGGGUAUCCUCGUCUCCAUCACGGUGCUCUCGUACCUGCGUGGCGUGUUCCUGAGCAACCGCAGGGGCAUCCGGCAGCAGGGCGAGCGCGUUGGCCGGUGCGUGAGGACGCUGCGCAACAUCGACCGCAUCUUCACCGAGGCGACACCCGUCAACGGCAUCCUGGGAUACAAGGACCACGGCCUGCUGGUCACAGAGGUGCACACCCUGCGGAACCUGGUGCGGGUCGGGAGGUUCAUGCCCCGUGAGGUUGAGAGCGAGUUCCUUGAGGACCUCGAGGACGUGGCGAACGGCAAGGGGAUCCAGAUCCAGGUCAGGGCGCUGGACAGGAUCCGGUGGGCUUAUGCCAGGUGGUUGCGUGCCAACUAG
Molecule: messenger RNA, 2016 nt
Organism: Diaporthe citri
Lineage: Eukaryota; Fungi; Ascomycota; Sordariomycetes; Diaporthales; Diaporthaceae
Exons: 2
Coding region: 1-2016 (671 amino acids)
Cellular component (GO): mitochondrial outer membrane
Source: RefSeq, a predicted model, not a curated record